Molecule: messenger RNA, 904 nt
Organism: Pseudo-nitzschia multistriata
Lineage: Eukaryota; Bacillariophyta; Bacillariophyceae; Bacillariales; Bacillariaceae
Source: the annotation of a GenBank genome assembly
AGAUUUUCAGUACGAGUAAAUGAARGAGGGAACGGAACAAAUAUCCUUGAUAGUAAAAUAAAGAGAAGAUUAUGUUUGAAGUCGAGAGUUUUUUACAUAUUCAAACUUUCAAAAUGACACGGUGAUGCAUGUCGGAUAUACAUAUUCAACAUGCCGAGCGUAAUUUAUAAUACAAGGGUGUUCAAGAUAGGACUAUUGUUCAUUCUUUCUUGGGGGUUUGUCAGCGCUGUGGAGCAUGUUCUUGGUGUUUCAGAAACAACUACGACGGCUACGACCAAUCAUAUUGCGAAGAGUGCUUCGGGUGACACGGCACCGCUUCGUUUCUUUGCCAAAGACCACACCGAUGCGCUGCCUCUGGACCUGCAGAUAGAACCCAAUGCUACCGAGGCAGAAAGUGCAAUCGCAAGCAGACGGGCCACGCCAGCAAGUUUCGGUAUUGAAGGGAAAGUUGUCCCAGAAGAGGACGAUCGCCCGCCACUGAAAGCUGACACUGCCAGUGGAAACCAGAACGCCUACUCGGCGACGACAAAAACUACGAUGCUACUUCUUCUUGGAUGCACCGCUCAACAAUUGCUGCUGUGAUGGUGUCGCGUUGGUGUGCUAAGCAGAACUCUCUGACGCGAACGCACGAUGAUCCGUAGAUUGACCGGGCCACGACCACUGAACCGCAAUCUGUAGGUUUAGACCUUUUCUGACACUGGUGUGUUUCGUCAGUCCCUAUUCAAUGUUGAUGAUAUUGUAUUGUCCGCCACGACGCAAUGUGGAUACAAUAGUACUGCUACUAAUUCUGUAUUACCCCCUUCCUGAAAACAUCGUCCGCUUUGGUUUUGAUCGAAAGUACAAUAAAGUACGAAAUACUACUAACUAGUACUGUACUGUAGUGUAAUAAUAAGACGUUACAGUA